CGGCCAAGAUCCGGCGUUUGAGAGAUAGAGGGAGGGAGGGAGAGGAGGGAGAGGAGGCCGCUAUGGGAGCUGAUGAUCAGGUAAAGAGGGGUAGUACUCAAGGGGUGAAAACCGGCGACGACAUCCUUCACAGGGAUCCCGAUGUCGGGAUCGGUGCAAACACUGGCGGGAGUACGAAGAACGGCGGGAUCCCAUUCUUCACAGGCGGAAAACAGCCCGUUAAUGGCGGGAAAUCCCAGUCCGAUGGCGGGAAUUCUUCUGCUUCAAAUGGCGGGAAAGCGGAAAAAGAUGCCAAGGCCGAUCCCGAACCCGACGCGAAAGCGGUCUCCUUGGCCAAGCUUUUCUCCUUUGCCGACCCUCUUGACGUCUUCUUGAUGAUCCUCGGGUCGGUCGCGGCUAUGGGCGCCGGAUCCACCAUUCCUCUCCUAAUGAUUCUGUUUGGAGAUCUGGUGAAUUCUUUUGGAAAGUCGGAUGAAGCUCACGUGGUCCAUGCAAUUUCAGAGGUAGGUUCAGGGGAUCAGGAUAAGGAUGAGAAAAGUGGGUGAGGACUCGUGUGUUGUCGUCUCUUCUCCCUCUCUGCCUACGGUUUACGGGGCAGGUCUGUUUGACGAUAUAUAUAGGGGUAAUGAAUAUAAUGGGGGCAG
Messenger RNA from Chara braunii, 644 nucleotides. NCBI's taxonomy places the organism in Eukaryota, Viridiplantae, Streptophyta, Charophyceae, Charales, Characeae. The record is from the annotation of a GenBank genome assembly.